GAGUAUUUAUAUGUUUGUAAACAGAACAGUCGCUCGAAACAUUGUCACCCAUUUUUUUUUUGUUUCAAGCUGUUUUAAGGGCUUUAACUUACCGCAAGUCAUUUAAAACCGUGUUUUAUAGUGAAAAUAGUGAAACCAAAAUCAAUAACGAAGCAUGUUUUCUUUGGUAGCAGACUAUGGAAAUAGUGACGACGAGGGUUCGUCAAGCGAAUCCAGUAAUGACGAAGCAUCCGAUUGUGACACCAUUGCAGCGAACAACACAACACAAAGUUCCGCUCCACCAGCUCUUCCCAGUGCAAGCUUGAUGUUAGCUAACGAGAAAAAGUCUAUUCCCGGAGGUGUCUUCAGCAAUCCUUUCAAAGAAGCGGAGGAUGCCAAAAUGGCAAGUCUGGAAAAGCACGUCAAAAUGGUUGAUCCGGAACAUGAAAUUAGUGAACAAAAGCGUAAAAUCUGCUGGAGCUACCGGAAGGGUCGUUGCAGAUUUGGAAGCAAGUGCAACUUUGCCCAUGACUCCGAUCUCAUACUGAAGAAGGAAGUGCACGGCGCUAACGCGAUAGAGGAAACAGAAUCCAUUCCAGAUCCCGAGGUACAGCAGGAGACAGUUGCAAUGGGACGCAAACAACAAGCCAACAAGAAGAAACGACCGGGUUUGAGUCGGGAAUUGGUACCGCCCAAAAAGGUGUUGAAAAUGUACCAACGAGAUAAGUACAGUGGAAAGCAGUAAAUUAUUAUCCAAUCAACAACCGCAAUUAUGUAUGACAAUUCUUCUUCAAAGUUAACCCAGUAUUAGGUUGUAAAAGGUCCUCAAUCUACGUGUAGGUUCUUUCAGAUGAAAAUCGAUCCAUUUGGUUUUGAUUGGGCAAUUGAAUUCAAUUUAGGGAAAUGACGGCUUUCUCAGGUUUUGUUCUAUUAUUGUCAGUGGGAUUUUUGUUGACCAAAUUUUAUGAAAUUCGGCCACAAUAUUCUAUGAUAUGCAAAGAAUGUUUAGGCCAAAUUUGAGUAUUAUUGGUUAUAGAAAACCCCCCUGCCUAUAAUGGAACAGAACCUGCCAAAGCCGUCAUUUCCCCUACUAGACAAAAGUUGAACAAAAUCAAUUUCAAUUAAAGUUGGGUUGAAUGGAAUUUUUUACACGAUCAAGUGAACGGACCAAUUCACUGUUUUAACACGAAAUGAACAUAAAAUAUAAGGCACGGUUAAUAAAUAUUAUAUUAUUUUAUUUUGGUAAUCGAUAAGAGAUUUCUAUCUGAGAACUGGUGUAUAUGGUUUAGUAACAGACCCUGCUAAGUAAAAAAUAAUUCCAAACGCAAACAGACACGAGUUUUGGUGUGAUCCACACUUGCAACGAUUUGAGCAGUAACAGAACCUACAUGCAUAGUACAAAUAAACAAGUUAAACCUA
Messenger RNA from Armigeres subalbatus, 1398 nucleotides. RefSeq lists its product as uncharacterized. Bases 155 to 724 code for a protein of 189 amino acids. Lineage: Eukaryota; Metazoa; Arthropoda; Insecta; Diptera; Culicidae. The record is from RefSeq and is a predicted model, not a curated record. The transcript has 3 exons. Gene Ontology annotation, molecular function: metal ion binding.